Molecule: messenger RNA, 2355 nt
Organism: Trematosphaeria pertusa
Lineage: Eukaryota; Fungi; Ascomycota; Dothideomycetes; Pleosporales; Trematosphaeriaceae
Exons: 3
Coding region: 412-2355 (647 amino acids)
Biological process (GO): transmembrane transport; metal ion transport
Cellular component (GO): membrane
Molecular function (GO): cobalt ion binding; cobalt ion transmembrane transporter activity; magnesium ion transmembrane transporter activity
Source: RefSeq, a predicted model, not a curated record
GCAAGUACUCGAAGUCCGAGUUUUCGGGAGAGCGGUCUAUCACAGUAUCGUAUCACGGAAUGGCCGUCAGCAUCCUCAUCAGAAUUUCAUCAGUAGUCGCAUCAGUAUUCUCAUCCAUAGCUCAGUAUUCCAUCAGUAGUCUGAAUGCGGUGCAGCGCAGAGCUAGCGCGCUGCUGAUGGCGCGCCCGGGCUGAAGUCUUUGGCCUGCGUUUUCGGUCCACGGUGCAGCUGAACUCUACCGUCGACACCCCAAUUGCCUGCAUAUCGCAUCACCAGCAGCCAACAUUUCACGCCGGCGGUGACUUCGGGAUCGACCCAAUGGCUUCGCGCCUUGCUUUUUCCUGCAGCGUCAUCGCAACUGCCAUAUAACAACUCUGCAGGCGCCAUCUGUCACGGAACACCACAGCAACAAUGGCCUCGCCGAACAGCCCCAAGGUGCACGACUUCGCAUCGCCCAACUCUCCCCAAGAUGCGCACAUCCCUCAGGGCGUCGGUAGCCCAUCAUCAGCACCUCCUGGCUUGGCUGUCGACACGCAGAUGGCGGGCCAGAACCAGAGUCGCGGUCGCUCCGCCAGCUCCGUCUCAGCUACAGCAGCCCGCGCGGACGGCAACAGCCUCCUGUCUCCCUCCCGCUUCUCCAUCGAAUCCGGUCUGCGACGACGGCCGACGCGUUCCAACACCAUUCGAAACUAUCAAUCGCCGACAGUGCCGGAUUGGGAGGAGCCGGGCGCUGAGCCCGGCGUAAACACCAAGAAGGAGGAGGAGAUUGCCCGCUAUAAACAUCUCCAUGAGCGUUGCGAGGUCACCGUGGUCGACUUUUCCGAGGAGGAUGUGCAAUGUCAAGAUUUGAACAACGACAAUUUGGAAGAGUUCCUUCGCAGACCCAAGGACCCGUGGGUAGCAUGUCGAUGGAUCAAUGUGAACGGUUGGAGCACCGAUGUCAUCACAAUUCUACAAGAGUACAAGCAUCUCCACCCUCUAGCAGUUGAGGAUUUGAUGAACGAGGGGGGUCGCACAAAAGUUGACUGGUAUUCUGAUCAAGCUUUCCUGCUGUUGACGCUUUCAAAACUUGUUCGUAAACCGGAAGAUGAUUCAGACAGCGGUUCCGAUUCCGACGACGAGCCAAGGAAGCCAAGCCCCCAAAAGAAGCAGAAGAAGUCCCUUGGCCGCAUGACGAAUGCCUUCAGCUCGAAAUCGGAUGAGAGCGACCCCAAGGAUGUCGAGAAGUCUUGGGGCAAAGAAGAGAAGGACUACAACAUCAACGGCGCCGUUGCCUCGCACAACCGGACUAUAGGUCAACGUGCAGAGGAGCAUCCCUCACUGCAUAGAUAUCGUGGCGGUCCGAACGAGGACAGGACCCUUUACAUGGAGCUGCACUCGGCGCUGAAGCUGCUGAAAGCGAAGGGCAAGGACGUUUACGUCAGCGCUGAGCAAGUGUCCAUCUUCAUUUUCGCUGACAACACCGUGGUUUCCUUCUUUCAGCGCUCCGCGCGCGAGAUCGAAGGGCCUAUCAUCAAGCGUCUGAAUACUAAGGACACCAUGAUUCGCAGGAGCGGUGAUGGCAGCAUGAUCGUCCAAGCCAUCAUUGACGCCAUAGUCGACUUGGCCAUGCCUGUCGUAGCAGCCUACGAAGACGCCAUGGGCGAACUGGAGCUCGAUGUUCUACAGGCUCCCGAGAUUCACCACUCCCAGCAACUAUACAUUCUUUCUUCCGAAUUAUCGGUUCUGAGAAAUACUAUUCAACCUAUCAUCUCUCUCAUCAACUCCCUCCGCGACCACAAAACCGACCCAGUGACAACGCCCAGUUUCACCAACCUCCAGUCACGGAAGUCGAUCUCGUCCGUCGCUAUCUCGCCGCUUACGCACACGUACCUCGGCGACGUUGAGGAUCACUGCCUGAUGAUCACUGCUUCUCUUGACCAAAUGCGCCGUGCAGCCGACAACCUCAUCGACCUCAUCUUCAACAUGACGGGCGCCUACCAAAACGAAUCCAUGAAGAUCCUCACCGCCGUCACCAUCUUCUUCCUACCCUUAACCUUCCUCGUCGGCUAUUUUGGGCAAAACUUCGAGCGCUUCACGGGCGUCCAGGAACACUCGGACGCCUUCUUCUGGGUCAUCGCGGUGCCCGUCAUGGUAGUCACGAUGCUUGUUCUGAUGAGCGAGAGGAUCAUGAGAAAGGUGAAGAAAACGAGGGAGCAGCGGACUCGCAAGGAGGCUAAGAGGAAGAGAGUCGGAUCAGAGCGUAUUAGGGCUAAUAAGAACGGGGAGGGGAAGCAUGGCAAACAUGGCAAGCACAAGCAUCACAUGAAGAAGAGGCAGACCAUUUACACCAAGGGCCAGAUUGGGUCGUUCUGA